CAAAUCAUAUCGAAUAGAAGACCAAGUUUAGAUCCAAACUUGAUUUGUUUUCUUUCCUCAAGCCAUCACUUGUAGUGUCAAGAUUUACUCAUCAUCCAUUACUCCACCUUCCUCUGCGUCCAUGAACGGCGAGCCCCGCCAUCCUGGCCUUUUGCGUCCUACUAGUCUAUCAAAUGGUGUUACUAUUUCUGGUGCUAGCACUACCACUUCGGACAACUUGCGCUCUCGGAACAAGCGUAGAGAUGAUGCUAUUCGUAAAAAGGUUGAACAAGAACUCUCUCGUCGCACAAUGAAACGCAAUUCUGCAAGUUCUGCUUCGGGCCAGAAGCAUGAUACCCGUCGAACUCGUGUUGGAACAGUGUCUUCGCUUCGACCUGCACCUGCUAUUAUCAUUAUUGAAACUGCCCGGAUCAUUCAAGCUGCACAGCUUAUGGCUGCAAAACGCACUGAUGCUGUUCUUGUUGUUGGAGAGGAUGGUGCACUUGCCGGAAUUCUAACAGACAAAGAUAUUGCUUAUAGGGUUGUUGCUGAAGGAUUGGACAUUCGAACAACUCCAGUUUCUAGUGUUAUGACUCGCGAUCCCAUUGCCGUGUAUGACAAGGGAAGCAGAAACGAAGCCUUGAACAUCAUGGUUUCUCGUCGCUUUCGUCAUUUGCCUGUGAUCAGUGAAACCGGUGGCGGCAAUGAUGAUGAUGACAACGAGUUUGAUGAAGCCGCUGGUGGUACCAGUGUUGUGGGUCUGCUGGAUAUCACAAAAUGUGUCUUUGAACGCAUUGACGAUUUAGAGCGUAAAGUUAAUGAAGAUUUGAACAUCAUUAGCGCUAUGGAGGCAUUGGAACGUCGUGGCACUGUCGCUGCUGAACAUGUUGGCGUGGUUCGUCAACACCAUGGAUGUCCUGACGUUGGUUUUGUAUUGACCCAAACGAUUGGAGGUCAGUUGGAGCAUGGCACAGUUCCAGAAGUAUCCAUCAAAUCAAGUGUCCGGGAUGCUGCACGCAUUAUGAAGGCAUAUCAUACUACUGCUGUAUUGGUAAUUGGAAACAGUAAUGAUGAUGAACAAAUUGGUGGUAUUUUUACUACAAAGGAUAUUGUACUACGUGUUAUUGCUGCAUCUCUCGAUCCGAUGACCACUUCUGUUGUUAGAGUUAUGACCCCACAUCCUGAUUAUGUACUGGCAAGCACAUCUAUUUUAGAUGCUCUUAAAAAGCUUAACACUGGUCACUAUCUCCACUUACCCGUUGUCGAUGGUGGAGUUCCUAUUGGUCUUGUAGACGUAAUGACUCUUACUAUAUCCAUGCUGACUUAUUUGAUGACCAAGGAUCUUGGCACUCAGGAAGGAUCAAUUUCUGAAGACGGUCCAUUAUGGAACAAAUUUUGGAACUCGACAUUUGCAGGAUCUACUAUCGAAACCGAAUCCGACCGUCUUUCGCAAACCUCUGACAGCCGACCAUCUGGAUCCAUCCACUACCAGCCUAGUUCUUCUAGUCAGCAUGCCACUGAAAUGAGCAACAGGCAAUCUUUACAGCUUCAAAGAACGCUGUCACCUCAUCCUGACGAGUAUUCAUCCAUGCUUUCUCGCUCUCAGAUUCAAAAUGAUGAUCCAAAUAUGUUUACAUUCAAGCUUAAGGAUAUGACGCGUACUGGAAAUGGCAAAGUAUUUCGUUUUAGUUCCAGAUUCAACUCUCUUUCCGAGGUAUAUGCCCAAGUGUGUCUUAAAACAGGUGCCAAGUCUCUGAUUUUUGAAGCAGCAGCAACCAGCGGUACUACGCAUAGUAUGCGCUCUGAACACCUCGAUCUUGAAACAAAAGAUGGGGAAAUUGUUCGUAUCUGCUAUAUGGAUGACGAGAAUGAUGUUGUUCAUCUUGAAUCUGACAAGGACGUUGAAGAAGCUGUAUUGAUGUCACGCCGCCUUGGGUUGACUCGUCUGAUGAUUUACCUAGGAGAGCCGUUAUUGCAGAAUGCAGUAACAGAUUCUCAGUACUCUUCAGGAACUGCUACGCCUAAUGUAGGUCACCAUGGUCAAGUUGUUCGUUACGAAGAUUCACAUCAAUCAGUUGUCUCGGAGCAGUCAUUGGUUGAAGGUGGAAACUCUCGCAUAAACCCAGUUGUUGUCUACAACCCCAUAAACGGUGGGCAAGGCCGAGAUCCUCCAGCUAGCAUUGUGGAUUAUUUGAAAGAUGCACCACUUCCUGUCAACAUUGCCAUUUCUGCUGGUAUUAUUGUUGUCGCCUCGUAUCUUAUUAUGAAACUUCAGAGAUGAUGGGAUUGUGAUAUGGAUUGAGAUUUAUAACCCUACUUUGAGUUCAAUUGGCCAUUUGAUGAAUUUAUGAAAGGAAUUAGACCAAGGUUAGUUUUGACGAGGUACAAAGCAACAAUAACUUUAAAGAUAUCACUUCAAGACUUGCUUGUAUGUGGUCUGAGUAGAUGUUUGCUUGCACUUCUUUAUUAAAAAUAAACAACGUUUUGUCCACGUU
This is a messenger RNA of Batrachochytrium dendrobatidis JAM81, 2474 nucleotides long. RefSeq lists its product as uncharacterized. The transcript has 4 exons. The coding region runs from base 122 to 2260 and encodes 712 amino acids. Lineage: Eukaryota; Fungi; Chytridiomycota; Chytridiomycetes; Rhizophydiales. The record is from RefSeq and is a predicted model, not a curated record. Gene Ontology annotation, molecular function: protein binding.